Molecule: messenger RNA, 792 nt
Organism: Paraphaeosphaeria sporulosa
Lineage: Eukaryota; Fungi; Ascomycota; Dothideomycetes; Pleosporales; Didymosphaeriaceae
Product: NAD(P)-binding protein
Exons: 4
Coding region: 1-792 (263 amino acids)
Cellular component (GO): intracellular anatomical structure
Molecular function (GO): oxidoreductase activity, acting on NAD(P)H, oxygen as acceptor
Source: RefSeq, a predicted model, not a curated record
AUGUCUUCUAACGAGCCUGCCGAUAACCCGAUUCUCAAGAAGUUCGAUGUGCAAGGCAAGAAUAUUGUUAUUACAGGAGGUUGCCGCGGUCUCGGCUUUACCUUCGCACACACGCUCGCUCAAUGCGGUGCCAACAUCGCGGCAAUUGACCUGAAUGAGCAGCCUUCAGCGGACUUCGCGAGCUUGCCUUUCGGUGGAAACUACAAGUACUAUCGAGUUAAUGUGACCGAUUAUGAGGCUUUGAAGAAGACAAUCGACAAGAUAUAUGAAGAGUUUGGCAGUAUAGACGGAUGCAUCCCUGCGGCCGGUAUCAUUCGAGAUCGGCCAUUCUUAGAGCACACAGAGAAAGACUGGCGAGACACGAUCGAUGUCAACCUGACCGGCGUCUUCUUUACCCUCCAACACUGUGCAGCCAAGAUGGUCGAACAAAAGACCGGCGGCAGCAUCGUGUGCAUAUCUUCUACGGCAGGUCACAAAUCACUCGCCCCGCAAACCAUCGCUGCGUAUACCGCAUCCAAAUUCGCCGUGCGAGGACUGGCGAAGCAGGUCGCGCACGAGAUGGCCAAGCAUAACAUACGAGUCAACUCAAUCUCACCAGGAACUAUGUUGACCGACAUGCUUAAGGGCAUAAUGGAGCAGGAUCCAAGCAGAAAGCAAUUAUUUGUCGACAGCUGUGCUAUGAAGCGUCUGGCUGAUCCGGGAGAACUCGCUGGCAUAAUGCUAUACUUGAUGAGUGAGGCAAGCUCUUACACGACAGGACAAGACUUUUUGGUCGAUGGUGGCUUGGUUUGA